Molecule: messenger RNA, 917 nt
Organism: Trichoderma harzianum CBS 226.95
Lineage: Eukaryota; Fungi; Ascomycota; Sordariomycetes; Hypocreales; Hypocreaceae
Exons: 1
Coding region: 291-845 (184 amino acids)
Source: RefSeq, a predicted model, not a curated record
UGUCAGCCCUAUCCUAGCCCCUUGAUGCCUCUUGCACCAGCCAGCCUGAGGUCCGAGGCUGGGCGCCUGUGUGGUGCUGGGCUCGCAUUCUAGGUGGGUAACUCUUGCGCCAGUACCGGGCCCCGUCGAUCUCAGCAGCAGACUGCUAGGCAGAGCCAGACGAGGCUAACGACUCGAGGCAGAGGAAAGCCUUGCCUGCCAGGGGGAGACACGCUUUUGGUCCCCGUUCCGUGGGUCGAAUCAAGGGACCUUGUGCAUGAGGCCAUCGAUUCCCCGUGACGAAGGGGGGGAUGGGGGGCGUCCCGGCAGCGCCGUUAGAUGCACGCCGCACCGCUAAAGCAGAAGCAGAAGCAGGUUGCGGUUCGUUUGAAGCUGCUGCAGCACGCAUUGGGGCGGCGAUGGGAGGCUACACAGCGGGAAGCUCCAGGGCGCCGUCUAGCUCGACAGAGAAGCGACGCAAACCACCAAAUGGCAUGCCGUCGUGUCGUGUCCGGAUACUGGAUACUGGAUCCUCGCCUGAAGACCCCUGCCCAGUGGAGACGGCCGUGGAUGAUCGGGCCUAUGGUGUGCAUUCGCCCUCUUCCAAACAGACGCUUCAGCUCCGGCUCAGCGGCGCUACCACACGCAGCCUUGCCGAACGAAGCCAGAGUGACGGGCCCUGCAUGAGCUGCGUGUGCCAGGGAUCAGCCCCAGAGACCAAUGGCAGCCCGCCGUGGCCUGCAGAUGCAUCGUGGGUUUUUUCAGAAGCCGAAGACGUUGUUUCUUGGAUGAUGCAAGUCAAAUGCAAGAGGCAAGUUCUGGAGAGACACCCGCUGCGCCCUGUCAUUUGUCCAACGCCGGCCUAAGCCGUUCGGGAGGGAGAUUUUUUAGAGGCAGUGCCCGCCAACGCUUCCUUCCUUGCCUCUGUUUUCUUUCCU